CCUUUUUUUCGAUAAACCCUCUCCUCCUUUCUCCAGUCUGCCCCCUUAUCCUUUCCCCUCCUCUUCUUAAACCCUCUCUUUUCUCUGUAUCUCCUCCUCAAUUCUUCAACCAAAAUGUCUACUGUAACCAAACCCAUAUCCCUGGCAGACUCAUCUUGCCUCGUCUCUCUCUCUUCCCACUUCUCCACUUCUUCCAAAGCUCCAUCUCUCCUCUCACUCCCUCCAAAAUCCAUCAAGCUUUUCCUCUCAUCUUCCCGUUCUCCAUCCCUUUCAGCACUCAGAACAAAAACCCAUUUCCCGUCUCUAGUUGCCUUUGUGGCCCAGACUUCAGAUUGGGCCCAGCAAGAAGAAGAAAAUGACACCACCAUAACCAUUGAUGGGCAAGAGCAACAAGUCCAGGAAGAAACUGAAAGUGAAGAAGGAGAAUCAACGUGGGAAAAUGAAGAAAGUGAUAGGGCUGAAGCAAAUUUGUCUGAUUGGGAUCCUGAGGAAAGUGAGGAUGCAGUUUUUGAAGGACAGGGUGGUGAUUCAGAAGAAGAGGACUCUAUUCAACCUCCUGAGGAAGCUAAAUUGUUUGUUGGGAAUUUGCCUUAUGAUGUUGAUAGUCAAAGUUUGGCUAUGCUCUUUGAGAAAGCUGGAACCGUGGAAAUUGCUGAGGUUAUUUACAAUAGGGAAACUGAGCAAAGUCGUGGCUUUGGGUUUGUAACUAUGAGUUCCGUUGAGGAAGCUGAGAAGGCUGCUGAACUGUUUAAUCGUUAUGAUCUAAAUGGAAGGCUCUUGACUGUUAAUAAGGCUUCUCCUAGAGGAUCACGUUUCGACCAACCCCCUCGUGUGUAUGAACCUGCUUUUAGAAUCUAUGUCGGUAACAUUCCAUGGGAUGUGGAUAAUGCUCGACUGGAGCAGGUCUUCAGUGAACAUGGUAAGGUACUGGAGGCUCGUGUAGUCUAUGAUAGGGAGACUGGCCGUUCACGUGGUUUUGGUUUCGUGACUAUGUCCUCAGAGACUGAAUUGAAUGACGCCAUUGCUGCUCUUGACGGACAGAGCCUGGAUGGGAGAGCGAUAAGAGUAAAUGUUGCAGAGGAAAGACCAAGGCGAGGCUUUUGAUCUUGAGAUGAUUUAGAUGCAUGAACUGCUGCUGUUGCCUUUUCUUCUUCUUUUUUUUUCUCCUUAAUUAACUUUUUUUUUUGUUAAGAUUAGAUUUAUAGUUUUGAGUUUUUGCACAAGAAUUGUUUGAAAUAUUUCUACCCAGAGUUAUGAAGCCAUGUUUUAAAGUGCCUUGUUUUGAAGGUUUCAUUAUCUUUGACGUUCGUUGCUCGAAAUUGUAGUAUGACAAAUUAUGUAUAACACUAGUACGCAUUUUAAAGCAAGACUUCUUCUGGUCGUUAAA
Messenger RNA from Theobroma umbraticum, 1387 nucleotides. RefSeq names its product 28 kDa ribonucleoprotein, chloroplastic-like. Gene Ontology annotation, biological process: chloroplast rRNA processing. NCBI's taxonomy places the organism in Eukaryota, Viridiplantae, Streptophyta, Magnoliopsida, Malvales, Malvaceae. Gene Ontology annotation, cellular component: chloroplast thylakoid membrane. Gene Ontology annotation, molecular function: mRNA binding. The record is from RefSeq and is a predicted model, not a curated record.